This is a messenger RNA of Dromiciops gliroides (monito del monte), 5435 nucleotides long. RefSeq names its product centrosomal protein 135 (gene CEP135). Bases 36 to 3494 code for a protein of 1152 amino acids. The record is from RefSeq and is a predicted model, not a curated record. The transcript has 25 exons. Lineage: Eukaryota; Metazoa; Chordata; Mammalia; Microbiotheria; Microbiotheriidae.
UUUCGAUGUGAUAAGAACAAUUUUAGAGAUACACAAUGAGUACAGCUGCAGAAAGAAAAUUUAUUAACAUCAGAAAAAGACUGGAUCAAUUGGGAUAUCGACAGCCUUUGAGUGUUGACUGUUUACCUUUGGUGGAAAAACUUUUCAGUGACCUUGUUCAUACAACAGAAAGUCUUCGGAAAACAAAGCUAUUUGCUGGAAAAGCUGAAAAAGAGAGUGCCAAUUUUGAUUAUGUUUUGGAACCCUAUAAGAAUGAAAAUGCUCGACUGACCAGGGAAAAUAAUGAACUACACCUGGAUUUAUUGAGGACAAAAGAACAAUCAGAAAUAAGUAUAAAAGAUUUGAAAGUCAAAUUAAGGAAAAUUGAGAGUGAGAUGGCUGACUUGAAGUUUCUGAAUAACCAGUAUGUUCAUAAAUUCAAAAUGUUGGAGAAGGAGAGCAAAGCCAAAAAUGAAAAAAUCCAGCAACUCCAAGAAAAGAACCUCCAAGCAGUGGUGCAGACCCCAGGUGGCAAGAAGAGAAGUAUUCCUUUUAGGCGUCAGCGUAUGCAGAUUGAUCAGCCUGUCCCCCCAUCUGGAAUCAGUGCUUAUCCAGUUCCUCAGCCAAAUGAUCCCUAUAUUGCAGACCUCCUGCAGGUGGCAGAUAACAGAAUCUUUGAGCUUCAAGAAGAAGUAUCUCACUUACAGGGCAAGUUAGUAGUUGUUGAAAAUGCAUUGGAAAAUUCUUGCAAACAGAUUGAGUUAAGAGAUCGAGAAAUAGAACGGCUCUCAGUUGCACUUGAUGGUGGUCGCUCCCAUGAUGUUCUCUCUCUGGAGGCCAGAAAUCAAAGUAAUGAGAAGCUUAUUACUCACUUGAAUAUUCAGAUUGAUUUCCUUCAGCAAACAAAUAGAGACCUGGAGAAUCGUAUACAAGAACUCUUGGACAGCAAGAAAACUGUAACCAGUGAAGUUCUUACUUUAAGUAACAAAAAUGAAACACUCUCUCGUAGAUUGAAUGAAAUAGACCAUAUAGCACAUCAGAUGGAAAGACAUAGAGAAGAAAUUCUUGAGACUACAGAUAAACAGCUUGUGGAAGCUAAGCUAGAAAUUAAAAGACUUCACUGUGAAAUGCAGGCCCUUGAAGAAACAGUAGCAAAACUUAAAAUGGAAUUAAGCUUAUGCCAUAAAGAAAGAGCACGAUUGGCUGAUGAAAUAAUUUUAAAAACAGAUCUUGAGACAAUUAUCAAUCAGAUUGAACAAGAAAAAAAUAGACUUGCCCGAAAAGUUGAAAACUUUGCAAAUAUAGAAAGAGAACUUGUCCUGGAAUUAGAGAGAAUGAAGAAAGAAUAUGGUGUAACAAAUAGGAAAAAGUCACCUUCUCGUCUAGAUGUAUUUGUCAAGAGUGUAGAAGAAGAACGAGAUCAUUAUAAGAAAGAGCUAGAAAGACUCCAAAAGAUAAUGAAACGCAGAUCUAUACCUGCACGAAGUUCAAGACGUGAAAGAAGUUUAAGUAUUAAAAGUCCAGAAAAGGGUACUUAUAUUUCAGAACUCAGCAUGAUCACAAAAGAGAGAGAUGAACUUCAGUCUAUGCUGGAUAGAUUUGAAAACCACAUGGGAGAAAUACAGUGUAAUGUGAAACUAUUAACUGCAGAAAGAGAUAAACUGAGUGACCUAUAUAAUCAAGCACAGCAUGAUUUAUGUACACUAAGAAAGGAAGCGACCUAUUCUUUGCCAUCCCAAGAUAUUCUUUGUCUUAUGGAAAAAGAAAAAGAGACUGCAUUAUCUGACUUGAGGCUAAUGAUUGUAGAAAAGGAAGCUUUAAGAGAGAAGUUAAAGAAUCUACAGGAAUUGGCUAUUAUGGGAAAAUCAGAAAUGGAAAAAAAUUUGGAAGAUCUGGAAAACAUUAAUUAUGAGCUUGAAACUGAAAGGUGUGAUUUGAAAUCUAAAGUGUCAAUGAUGAAAGAGACAAUAGAGUCAUUAGAGAAUAAAUUGAAACUCCAGUAUCAUAAACUUAUACAUGUUGCUGAUGACUCAUCACAACAGAAAACAACAGUGAACUCACUGAGGAUAAUCAAUGAACAGCUGCAGAGAGCUGUUGAUGAUUGUCAGCACCGAUUUGCAGUUAAAAGUGAAGAACUUCAAGCAGCCCAAAUGCAGAUUGCAUCCCUAGAGGAAAAAAUAAAUAGGCUAACCUGUAAGAUUACUUCACAAGAUGAGGAGCUAGUUGCACUUAAAAAUACCAUUUGUGUUAUUGAUAAGGAGAAAGACUACCUUCAGGAAGUGGUAGAUGAAAAGACAGAACAAAUCGCUAACUCAGAAGAUGAUAUUGCAAGUAAGGAAAAAGCUAUUUCCCAUUUACAAGUAACACUAUCAGAGGUGGAGUCAACAAUAGGACGACUACAGGACUUACUAAGUAAUCGAGAACGUGAGCUAGUCAGUCUCCAGCGCCAGCUUGAAGAAACCCAAAGAGAACUUGCUGACAUAGGAAGAGCAAAGGAAAUAGCUCUUAAGGAAAACAGAAGAUUACAAGAUGAUUUGGCUACAAUGACAAGAGAAAACCAGGCGAUUUCACUGGAAUUGGAACAAGCAGUUCAGGAAAAAGAAGAAAUGAAGAACAGAGUUCAUAAUUAUAUAACGGAAGUUUCCAGAUGUGAAAGCCUCAUGGCUGCUAAGGAGCAAGAAAAUCAAGAUUUAUUAGAUAAAUUCCAGAUGCUUCAUAGUCGAGCUGAAGACUUACAGAUAAAGGCUCAUCAUGCUGAAGGAGAAAGUAGCUCAAUACGACUUGAGCUUCUCUCAGUUGAUACAGAUAGGAGACAUCUGCGAGAGAGAGUGGACCUUUUAGAAAAAGAAAUUCAAGAGCAUAUAAAUGCUCACCAUGCUUAUGAAACUCAAAUAUCCUCAAUGACAAAAGCUUUGUCUAGAUUGGAGGAAAAACUCAGAUGUGAACAUGAUGAAAAAGCAUCAAUUUUAACGGACUUGUCCUCUCUGAGAGAACUUUGCAUUAAACUUGAUUCAGGCAAAGAAUUCAUUGCUCGGCAGUUGGCCUCCAAAAACAUGGAGUAUGAGAGGGCCUUGGAAGAAGUAGAAACCAUAAAAACAGAAGCAGAGAUAUUAAAAAAACAAUUGUCAAGUGAGAGAAUUACAGUUGACAACCUUGAAACAUUGUUGGCUACUAAUAGAGACAAAGAAUUUCACUCUCAUAUAACUUCACAUGAGAAAGAUUCAGAAAUUCUUCGACUUAAAGACAUGUUAACCCUUUCUGAGAGCAAGCUAACCAGACACAUCCAAGAGACUAAUACACUUCGAGCUAAAAUUACACAAUUGCAAUCAGACAACGAGCUUUUAAAAAGGCAGCUUACAGCUGAGCAAUUUGAACGAGAACGAGCAAUUCAGGAGAUGCGUCGACAUGGUCUUGCUACAACUUUAUGGACCUCUUCUCCAUGUAGAUCUCCUUCACGCAGGUCUCCUUCACGUCGGUCUCCUUCACAUUCACCUGAUCACUCACACCUGAGAUAGGUAACAGAUAGAGUUAUUAUCUCCAAAGACUAGGCCAUAUGGAUCUUUUAAGACAGAGCAGUUCCGGAAACAUUAACUGUCUUUGAAGUACUUAUUCCUGAAAAUCAUGAAGGUUGGCAUGGAUUCUACCUCUGUCAAGUUUUCUUUAAAUCAAUGAAUAUUUGUUUGGAGAGAGACCUUUUUUUAAUGUGCUUGUAUACAUUUUCAAUGGCAGGAUAUAGAUAGAAUGUGUACUAGUUGUAAUAACUGAUAGGAUACGUGUGUUGUUUUCACUAUCCUUAAAUUGAAUAGCUCCCCAAAGUUUAUUUAUACUGUGAACUAAUAUAUAACAAUAUGCAUAUUUUGCUUUGAUUACCUGUGUUUUUAUAAAUAUUCUAAUAUAAAUAUGUAUGUAUACAAUGUUUUUUUAAUUGUAUUUGUACUUUUUAUAUCCAUGUUUAAUUAUUUCACAACUUCCACGCAUUUGUGAAGAGUAGUCAACCUUGAUAUUAUGCCAUCACCCUUAAUUUUUUUCUUCAAAUGUAAAAUUAAUAGUUCAUUCACAGAUUUUUUUUUUUUGCUGCCUAUCACUGGAAUGGGGUGGUGAUGUAUUUAUUCAGGUCUUAUGUUGUAACAAGAGUCUAUGUGAAGUAAGUAAUGACUCACAUUAUUUUAAAAUAUUUUUGUAUAACCAAUGAGAAGUAUUGUGAUGAAGAAGGUAUAUUUUUAUGUAUUAUUUAUAAUAUUAUAACAUUUUAUACUAACACAUGAACUUUUUUUCACGGUUCAGAUUUUUCUAAAAUGAGACUGAAAGGCUUUCUUCUAAAUGAACUUUCAUAAAAAGGAAAGAUCUAGAAAAUUUUCCAAAUGAAAUUCUUCAGAGAGUAAACUAGAAAUCUUUAGGAUUUAAAAAAAUCUACAAGGUAAAUUUAGUAAAAUAGUUUAAAAUUGCAGCAUACUUCUAGCAGCGCUUAUCAUUUUUUCUUCUGAGAUUGUAUAUUACAAUUUAUUUAAUGGUUUCAAGUUAUCCUUUCAAAGAAUUUAGGCAUGUGUAAGUAGUAACAAAAGGAAUUUUAAAAAAUACUUCAAUUACUAAAACUAAUAGCAAAAAAGCCAUACACACUGAAAAAGGCAGAGACUUAAAUUUUAUUACAGUAAAAUCUAGUAUAGAAAAAUAAGAUAGCCAGUUAUUUAGAUAUCUUCUACUUCUCACCAUAGUUUAAUAGAAAAUUUUGUUUUGUAGUGUUUUUCUAUUUAGGAAAAAAACCCUCUAAUAUUAUGCUUUAAAUGUUCCAUAUCUGACCUUUGUAAUAGCUCAAUGCAUAUAUAUAUGCAUGUGUGUUAUGGCUUAUUUUUCCAUGUUAUUUGAUAUAGUAGUUGUUUACAUGCCAUUUCACUAAUGUGAAUUCUUGGAUUGUUGCGAAAUGCGAGCAAGAGAAAUAGUACUGUUCCCAGUAUUAUAGGCAAAACAUUUAAAUAAGUAAUUAUACAUAGAAUAAGAGAAAUAAUUGUUUUUAUUGUCUUUUAAUCUACCUUCCAAUGUAACAGUUAGAAAUUUUUGUUAGCUAUUUUAUUUUUAUAUCUUCAAUUAUAAUUUCUUAUUUUUAUUUAUAUUUUAGCUAUAAUUUUAAUUUUCAUAACCAUGAUAUCAUAAGUGGAAGAAGCAGUACUAUUUUAUCUCUUAAAAUACAAUGUGUUCUGAUCCUAAAUAUUUAUUUACAAUCAUGCAGUUUGUUGCAGAUAUUUCAUUCCUGUAUAUAUGAGGUUAAUAUCAUUCAUAAUAGUCUUACGAAAAUGCAACAGCUCCUGUUCUAACAAAUCUGUUAAAACAUGAAUAGACCACAAGUCAAAUACACUAAAUUAGUUUCAUAACAUUUGUAAAUGAUGAAAUGGCAAAUGUAAGACUACUUUGCUUGAUUUCUGUUUUUAUUUGCUUGUUUUGUGAAAGCCAUUCAAAAAUAU